CAAACUUGCCUAAACUUCACAGUCCCUGAAGGAGAGGAGGUGGAAACUACAAACAACCAUGGCUGCACUAACCCUGUUGCUCCUGUCGGGACCGCUGUUUCUCUGCAGCCGAGUAGAGGCUCAGACCGCCAGCAUCGAGGCGCUCAAACAGGCCGCUCUCAAGUGGGAAGGUCCGCUGACCUGUAAGAAGUGGGACUGCGACUGUACUUUCAACCGCCAGCGUGGGUGCUGCUGUGGAGCCAAUGAAAUGUACCGGAUUGAAGAAGAGACCUUCAGAAGACUCGGUCUUUUGUGGCACCAAAUCAUGACACUGAACCACAGAGUUCAGGCAUUGACAGACGACCUCAAGGUGGCGUUCAUGGCCUCCAUGGAUCCAAGUGUGGCCGUUUCGACCCCUGGAUCUAGUGAGCGCUGCUUUGGGCCCUUCAACACUAAUGUGCCGAUCCCCUACUCAUCCGUGACCCUCAACGCUGCCAACGGAUACAACCCCUCAUUGGGUGUGUUCACUGCUCCGUUUCCUGGCAUUUAUGUGUUUUCAUUCACAGUCUACUCCUCUGUGGACAGCAAUGGGCGCCUCUACCAUAAAGUGGGGCUGAUGAAAAACGGAGUGCUGGCGGUCAGUGUGUGGGAGAACAACAGAGAGGAUAGUGAAGACAGCGCCUCUCAGAUCGUGACACUGGAUAUGCAGCGUGGGGAUCAAGUCUACCUGGAGCUGUUGUCUGGGAGGAAGCUCUGCACAAGUCUGCAACACAACAUAUUUACUGGUUACAUUGUUUACCCCGACACCGCGGAGUGAGACGUCAGCCGGACACCCAGACUUGUUUCACCUUCGGUAAAUCAAUCUGCACAAAGCAAAAACACAAACUUCUUCACAAGUCCUCCCAGAUGUAGGUCUGUGAUCUGCUGUCAAACAUGUCCUUUAGAUGACGAGCCCCGGCAGCAGGUACGAGAAAGAUAUAGUUUGUAUGUUGUACACUUAUGAUCAUAUACAGCGAGAUUUAUAUUUUGUGUAUUUCAUGAUAACAGAAAGUCCUGUUUGACUGGAAAAAGCUUGUAAAUGAAUGACCUCAACUACACUGAG
Messenger RNA from Cololabis saira (Pacific saury), 1081 nucleotides. It is a transcript of the gene cbln18, whose product is annotated as cerebellin 18. The transcript has 7 exons. The record is from RefSeq and is a predicted model, not a curated record. The coding region runs from base 59 to 796 and encodes 245 amino acids. Gene Ontology annotation, molecular function: protein binding. Lineage: Eukaryota; Metazoa; Chordata; Actinopteri; Beloniformes; Belonidae.